Messenger RNA from Danaus chrysippus (African queen), 738 nucleotides. NCBI's taxonomy places the organism in Eukaryota, Metazoa, Arthropoda, Insecta, Lepidoptera, Nymphalidae. The record is from the annotation of a GenBank genome assembly.
AUGAAGGCCGCAGCAGCCGCCGAGAAAUUAGAGGAGGAUGAGCGACAGAUUGCGGCUCUGACGAAAAGAGUGGUUGAAGGGAGAGUCACUCGUCUAUCGCAGUCGUCGUCCGCCGUCUCAAAUAUAGAUGUAGAGGCAGAAGAUUUACCGGCCUCCGAUCUUAAUCAAAGAUUGUCCGACGCGGUUGCAGCUAUAAAAAGAGUGAGCAGGGUCUCCAAGGGCCUUAGCGGUUGCAGCCAGAAAGCACUAAAAGAGGCCACGGCAUCAAUUCUGGAAAGUGCUCAGGUGCUAUUAACUCGCACCACAUCAGAAGAGACGGCGCUGCUGCGGGCCCAGAAUGCAAAGCUCGUAGCGCAAAUGGCGGAGCUCCGGAAGGAGCACGAUGAGCUCAAGGAAGAGAUGAAAAACUUUCGCCGCGAGCAGCUUAGGAAGGAAGUGGGCCUUCCGUCCACAGUACCGCUACCGCAGUCGCAGUCACAGCCGUCGAAGCAGCAGUCAUCUCAGGAGACGGAGUUACUUCGCCUGAUCCGUCAGGAGAUGGCAAGUUUUAACGCGCGCUUCUCAGUGCUUGAGGGGAGAAUUCUACGUCCCCCCAUAGCUGCAGACCAACACAGUAGACCAGCGACGAUAAAUAUGGAGGAAACCGUAGCAGCCCAAAAAUCGACGGUUCCAACUGCUACUUCGCAAAAGGAAACUGCGGGGCCUAAAUCCAAAAAGCAGUUAAAAAAAAGCGGCUAA